This is a messenger RNA of Xyrauchen texanus (razorback sucker), 1864 nucleotides long. Its product is annotated as neuronal calcium sensor 1-like. The transcript has 8 exons. Bases 291 to 863 code for a protein of 190 amino acids. Gene Ontology annotation, molecular function: calcium ion binding; calcium sensitive guanylate cyclase activator activity. Lineage: Eukaryota; Metazoa; Chordata; Actinopteri; Cypriniformes; Catostomidae. The record is from RefSeq and is a predicted model, not a curated record.
UGGUGGAGGAAAGGGGAGGGACACUGGUUAAAGCUCUCUCUCUCUCUCUCAUUCCCUCCAACUGUGGAGAGACAACUCUAGGCACUGCAUGCUAUAAUCACAUUGCUUCUUUAUAAUUUGCUCCUCUUUUCCUACACUGCUGCACUAGAGGAAUAAAAAGAGCAGGAUUCUUUCUUUCUUUCUCUCUUUCUUUCUCUGUCAGCCUUUCUUCUUGAAAUGAAAAGUGGAAGGUGAGUUUGGGGGGGAGGUGAUUUAGGUAGUGGGGAUAAACGUUGCGGCCAGCUGGAGAGAUGGGAAAAUCCAACAGCAAGCUAAAGCCUGAGGUAGUGGAAGAGCUGUGCAGAAAGACUUACUUUACAGAGAAGGAAGUUCAGCAGUGGUAUAAGGGUUUUAUUAAAGACUGCCCCAGUGGUCAGUUGGAUGCAGCUGGUUUUCAGAAGAUCUACAAGCAGUUCUUCCCAUUUGGGGAUCCCACCAAGUUUGCAACCUUUGUCUUCAAUGUAUUUGAUGAGAACAAGGAUGGACGCAUCGAGUUCUCAGAGUUCAUUCAAGCUUUGUCUGUCACAUCUAGAGGAACACUGGAUGAGAAACUCAGAUGGGCCUUUAAACUUUACGAUCUUGAUAAUGAUGGCUACAUAACCCGAGAUGAGAUGCUGAACAUUGUGGAUGCCAUCUACCAGAUGGUGGGGAACACAGUCGAGUUACCUGAGGAGGAAAACACACCAGAGAAAAGAGUUGAUCGCAUCUUUUCUAUGAUGGAUAAGAAUGCAGAUGGGAUGUUGACCCUGCAUGAGUUUCAGGAGGGCUCCAAAGGGGACCCAUCUAUUGUACAGGCACUCUCCCUAUAUGAUGGCCUGGUGUAGGUCCAUCUCAAAGUGACAUUCAGUAAACACUACAAUCCAUUUAUGUCAUUCUGCUGGCACCGUAAGAGGAAACCUGACCUGUCCCAAAAAAUCCUGCAAUCUCUUGGACCUGUGCCCACAAAGGUGCAUUGUGGGUGCUGUUCUGAGAGGAGAUCAGCUGUCAAUCACUCAUCUCCACUGUCACCGGAAAACAAAAAUCUGAUCAAGACAAAGGGAACUCUUGCGGAACUCAUUUGAAAUGAGUGAUGUAAAAGACCCUAAUUAGGUCUGAUGGGUUCAGCGCUCUUUUUAGAAAUGAAAAAGAGACACUGAUACAGACAGUGACUGAAAAAAUAUUUUACGACAUAAGCAUAAGUGUUAUUCAAUAUAUAAAUUAAAUAUUCUAAACAUCAGUUCACUUAAGUUCCUUAUAUUGCUGUGAUUUUUGUCAUAUGUGGUAGGAUGGACCGAGCUGGAUUUUUUUUCUAGCUUUCACUACAUUGCAAACACAAUUAAGUGUUGUACCAUUUCACAGAGCUUCAGCGAGUACUGACAUUAAACAACAAGAUACUGUAUCUGGUUGAAUAUUUAUAAUACCCAUCUAUGUAAAUCAACAAACUUCAACAAUCAGCAAAAAUCAAGAUCAUCAGUGCCUAUAAAAAUCAUGGUUAUUCUUGAGAAUUGAAUGUCAAAGGCUGACAGCCAUUUGCCUCAGAUGAGCAUACGAAGCUGUAUUAUAUUUAUUGAGAAUGUAUCUAUUAACAUGGCCCUGCUUAUUUGUUUGAUCCUUUCUAGCAGCAGUGUCACUGCACAUCAUGUGAUGUAGAAUGCAACUUUUUUACAGUAUUGUGUAUGAACAUGUUGUUGUAAUGGUGUGGGCCUAUGUGUAAUGCAUUCAACACUGGAAACCUGUGCUCAUACAGAUAUUGUAUUUGGCUUGUUUCAUCAUCAUCAUCAUCAACCUUUAUUUUUACAGACUCUUGGUCCAUUCAGAAGGCACAGACAUAACAUGCAACAAUACA